Messenger RNA from Caenorhabditis sp. 36 PRJEB53466, 864 nucleotides. NCBI's taxonomy places the organism in Eukaryota, Metazoa, Nematoda, Chromadorea, Rhabditida, Rhabditidae. The record is from the annotation of a GenBank genome assembly.
AUGUGCCGUCUGCCGAUUCUGCUCGCCCUCGCCGCUCUCUCUUUUCCAUCUUUGACCGCAGCCCUCAGUACUGUGAGUUCACUUUUCUGCAGAGGUUUUUUGUUUGAAACUGGUUGUUACAGUGGAAUGUCGAGGCGCCAAAGUACUUUGCUGGUCCAGGGGAUCCAGAGCCCAGUACUCAGUCGUGGAUACGUAGUAGAACGGGCAAAACGAUAAAGUACCAUGCUCCGGCGUCUGGAGAUUCGGAACCGAGCGCCCAAGGAAUGUACUUUGGCGCAACGCGGCCCUGGGGCCAGAGAAGACGAUCCACUGUCAAUCCGCGAAAGUACUUUGCUCCGAUUCCCGGACAUCCAGAGCCCAGCACCCAGGGUCUGAUCGAUGUUGGCGAGCACCCGAAACACGGCACCACCUACCGCCCGAGACUCUUCAACGAACCGGCGGCCAAAUUGAGCGCCGAAGAGUUCGCGAAGCUCUACGCGCAACUGUUCACCGAUCUGAUCAACAAGAAGACACCCGAAGCGUACCAGGCGCACAACCCGUACUUGGACGUCGAGCUCUUGUUCUUCGAGUGCUAUGCGCAGACCGCUGAGAACUAUAGUAGGAUGAAGACAGGGAUUCAAUAGUUUCUCUCGUUUUGCAGAAAUGUUCCGCAAAUGGCUUGAACAGUUUGUGCUCUUCCACUCGAAACCCAAAAUCACGAUCAGCAGUGCGAGAGGAGACGCGUCGAGUGCCGAAUUCCAGUUGCACAUUGACGUGAAGACGAGAAUGGGACCGAGGAUGGAGUUUGAUAUCAAGUACAGUGCCACUUUGGAAGAGAGCGGAUGGAAGAUUCUGUUCAUUAAUCGAGAUAUUGGAUGCACCUAA